Messenger RNA from Hyposmocoma kahamanoa, 2680 nucleotides. RefSeq names its product transcription factor GATA-4-like. NCBI's taxonomy places the organism in Eukaryota, Metazoa, Arthropoda, Insecta, Lepidoptera, Cosmopterigidae. The transcript has 5 exons. Bases 176 to 1966 code for a protein of 596 amino acids. The record is from RefSeq and is a predicted model, not a curated record. Gene Ontology annotation, biological process: positive regulation of transcription by RNA polymerase II; cell fate commitment; negative regulation of transcription by RNA polymerase II. Gene Ontology annotation, molecular function: RNA polymerase II cis-regulatory region sequence-specific DNA binding; DNA-binding transcription factor activity, RNA polymerase II-specific; zinc ion binding.
GCCGCUCAGUCCAGGCCGGCCACAGGGCCACUCUCUACGUGCUAUCACCCGAUAGCGCUCUUCGACUGACGCCCGCGAUGCUGCUCCACCGCCGCUGCCAAAGAAGUACCAAAGAUUAGACUACGACAUUUGACAACUCAAUUAGCCGAUUAAAACAACCACAACAGAAAACAAAAUGGAGAACGCAUCGUCGUCAAUAGUGAGCGGCGGACACGACGAGCACCACCCGCCGACGGACGACGGCGAGGCUCUGCAGUUGGUGAAGACUGAGGAACGCGUUGAGAAUGAGAUCGAGCCGGGGCCCGAACCCGGCAAUGCCCAGGGGCCAGAGGAGAACCCGGUGCACGGCAAAUCGGUGAUAACAUCGCGGCGCGCGCUUCGUACUAUCACUGCCGCAGGGCACAUUACCGAGGAGACCGAACUGACCGAGGAAGGAGUGAAAGACGAGCCUCCGGAGCCGCCGCCAAUCGACGAACCGCAGCAGUACAUGGCCAAGCUCGAAGACGCUGAGCGAGCGCAGCACCACUACGACGAAGAGCGGCUGCGCAUGGCCGAGGCCGAGACGACGCGAUACCUCGCCUUCAAGCAGGAGCCAUACCGCUCGGCGCCGUCGCCCAUGGACCGGCGCGCGCCGCCGCCGCAGUACGCGCGAGCACCGCAGCGCCUUGACCGCCCGCCACAGAUCUCGCGUACGCUGGCGCUGCGCUACGGCGCCCCCCAUCACGUCAUCGUGGCGCAGGACAUCGACGUUGACGACCACGCUCAGGAGGCCUACUUGGCAAACCGCGACAAGCAGGAGGCGCUGCAAUACGCGGCCGUCAGUGAAGCGGAAUCGCGGCAGUACGCGGCGGCCCUGGGCGAACAGGCAGCUGCUGCCACCGCACUUGAGAUGAUCCAAACCACGGCGCUUGGAAACCAACAGGCGGUCGGAGUCGCAUACCAGCAAGUCAAAUACGAGACGCGCGGCGAGCACGAACCUCGACCUGGCACCUACGCUAGCUUGCAGCCGGUAACGUCAGUGCAUGGCGGGUACGCUUACUCGAGUGCUAGCCCACAAUACGGUGGCGUCAGUGCGGCGUCGGCAUCGGCCGGCGGUUACGGCGCCUACAGUGGCGGCAAGGAGCUGCUCACGCUGUACGGUGGCGUGGGCGGUGCAGGGGGUCCAGGGGCGCCUGGCGGUGCGCGCGGCGACGAGUCUCCUCCCGGGCAGUUGCUGUACCGCAGUGACCCUACGCUAUCGUCGUCAUCCCUGGCGGGCCGUGCCGUCAGCCACGUGGUGUACGGCACGGCUGCGGCUCCGGCGCAGGUCUACGAAGCGCCUGCCAGUCCAGGCGCCGGCCAGCAAGUGACGCUGUAUUCGCACGGCGGCGCUGUGCAGUACGUGGGCCAAGGCUCGGGCGUUGAGUACGUGCCAGUCUCUGGCUACGAGGCCGGUCUGCUGGUAGAGGGCUACGCGGCCGCACCGGUGCCGACGCAAGCGUGGUCCGCGCACAACCUGUUACCUGUCGACGACGGUUUCGACCCCGCAAUGGCUGGCAUGGGUGAUGUGAAGGAGUGCGUCAACUGCGCGGCGGCCACGACGCCGCUUUGGCGCCGCGAUGGAACAGGCCACUACCUGUGCAACGCGUGCGGCCUUUACACCAAGAUCAACGGUGUCAACCGACCCCCGCUUAAAGGGCAGAAGGCGAAACCGCAACAAGCACUGCCGACGAACGGGAACCGGCGCGUGGGCGUCAUGUGCGCCAACUGCCGCACCUCCAACACGACACUGUGGCGGCGCAAUAACAACGGCGAGCCCGUGUGCAACGCCUGCGGCCUCUACUUCAAGCUGCACAACGUCAACCGGCCGCUGAGCAUGAAGAAGGACGGCAUCCAAACGCGCAAGCGCAAACCGAAGAGCAUGGGUGGAGCCCACGGCAGCGGGGUGGCGCGGCCCGGAGGGUCUCUACAGGGGUACUCGCGGUAGAGCGCCCGCCGUGACUUGCCACCGCCGUGCACAGUGCUGGACUACGCGUAUUUUCUUUCGAUUUGUAAUUAUAAAACCAAAAAGACAUUGGCGGUACAAUUUGACGUUCUGUAAACCAAGUGAAAGACGAUUUUUCUUGCCUGCCUUUUAAAUAACGCUUACUCCAAAAAGUCGACACCUAACACUUGAAUGUGAUAAGUACCUGAUAUGAUAGAUAACUUAUCCUGUCAAAAUCGUACGCGGCUGCGGCCGGGUCUGUACGUGUAAGUGAAAAUAUUAUUUAGUUUAACUGUAGGUAAGUUAACUGAUGCGACGAAUUUAUUAAUAAAUAUUAUAAAGAACUUGUAUAUACAGUGUGUAUGGUUGCACAUGCAAGUUGUCUACGAAACUGAGGCACAACUAAGGGGGCGGACAGUUCGAUUGCCAAAAACGAAGGAUCUCUGUUUUAUGUCCAGUGAAAAGCACAACAAUUUUGAAUGAAAUUAGAUUGUUAUCAAUGUUGAAUAGUUCCAUGAAAUUUUCAUAUAGAGUUAAAAAAAAUUACAGAAUUCGAUAAAAUUAUCGUCUCUUCUCGGCUUCUCGACGCCUUUGUGUAUUUGUGCAUGUGUGUUUGUGUGUGUGUAUGAUAUGACAAUGUGUACAAUCUCUGCUGUUUAUGUUACGUAAGAGAUAACCGGCUAAAGAAGGCCACUCUGUAAAUACCAAAUACGACGU